CAAGGUCAUCGGCAUCAACUGUGCAUGGACAAGCGGGAUUCAGUGCUGCAAUUCCAAAGGCCUGUGCACCAAGGUACAUCUGGCAGGACAGACUGUUCGAAAACCAGUAUCUAAUAGGAAGAUGUAUUGCUGCUCUUGAUGAUCUGCAAAUUGUCAAAUUUUACACACCAUGUUAUACGACAGGUUUAAGAUCAGUGGCAACGACUGUACAUGGACAAGCGGGAUUCAGUGCUGCCAUUCCAAAGAGCGGUAGCAGUAAUGAUUUUCUUCUUGGUGCUGUUGGAACUGAAACUUGGCAAGGAUCAGGCUAUAAACUGAACUUUAGGAGCGAAAAUAAACUGACUACAGAAAAAGAAAACCCUUAUGAUUAUGAUAGAUCGCUUGACUUCAACUAUAAAGGCUAUUCUUUGGAUUACAUAACCAUGGAGAAUGAAGUACGGUAUGUCCUCGGGGCUCCUCGAGCAGAAAGGCUUUAUGGAAUGGUAUAUGUGGUUCCAAACGCUUUUGACGAAAAACCUCUGAUGAAACUUUCACGUAAGGGAGAACAAUUAGGGGCAUAUUUUGGACAGAGUCUUACUGUAGUUGACCUCAAUGGAGAUAGUUACGAUGAUCUGGUAGUUGGAGCACCAUUUUACGCCAGUAACGAGAAAUGGGAAAGCGGGCGAAUUUAUAUCUACUACCAAGACCAUGUCAAUACCAACUUUAAAGAGCCAGUAAAGAUAACGGGAAAGAGAAUACGUUCCCGUCUUGGUUACUCAUUGGCAGCACUCGGUGAUAUAAACGCAGAUGGUUAUGAAGAUGUUGGUGUGGGUGCCCCAUACGACGGUGAGGACGAAGCUGGUGUUGUCUACAUAUACCAAGGUCAUAUGGACGGCAUUAAAAUAGAACCGUCACAGGUAAUUACCCCAAUGGACCUGAACCUCAAUGUUACGUCAUUUGGUGCUGCAUUGUCUGGAGGCAUUGAUGUUGAUGACAACGCUUACCCUGAUGUGAUGGUCGGUGCAUUUCAAUCAGACAAAGCUAUUCUACUACGAUCCCGACCAGUAAUAACUGUUGUAGCAUCAAUACAACCAGAGCCCCAAGGGAUAAAUCUGGACGAGAAAAAAUUGCAAAUUGAUGGGGAAAUGGUGACAAGUUACAUGGUGAAAGGUUGCUUGCGGUACAAUGGUGUGAAUGUCCCAACCUCACAAGAGUUCGAAGUAACGAUAACAUUGGAUAAGAACCUGCCUUCCCAGUAUCGGACAGUGUUUGUGAAAAGUGGCAGUUCAGAAUUGCAACUGAAUAUGACAUUGAGUGUUGACAGCAGUAAUUCUUGCAUAAGUCAGAAAGCAUACAUACAGGAUAAUAUUGCGGACAAAUUGAACCCUAUUGUGAUUACAAUGACAUAUACCCCAGUUGAACAACCAGGUGUUUCCCUAAAUCCAGUCAUUAAUGAGAACACACAGUCCACCAGCUCACAGGUCUAUUUUUUGAACAGCUGCAAAAACAAUAUUUGCAUUCCAGAUCUUUCCAUACGUGCUAAAUCGCAAAAGGAUAUAGUAACAAUUGGUGAUAGGAAUGGACUGGUGAUCAAUGUUACUGUGGAAAACAAAGGGGACAAGGCGUUUAGCGCCGUCCUCCGGUCAGACCUACCCCUUGGAUUAGGCUUGAUUGGAACAAGACGAUCAGAUACCACGGAUAUAUUUAUAGAUUGCCGUCAUGAAGAAAGCAACAGUCUGUUAGAAUGUGAUAUCGGCAACCCGUUACCUGCUAGGAAAACAAUAAACUUCAUGUUAUCGUUGUCUGUCGAUGAUUUGAAAGGUGAUAGUGAAACGCUGUCUUUUGAGUUAGAGGUUGAUAGCCUUAACCAAGAGAAUCAAACAACGUUAAAUAACAAUGUUGCGAACAUUGCUGUCCAAGUCCAAGUGUCUGCAACAAUUGAACUAAAGGGCAUAUCUAAUCCCGAGCAAGUGACAUUUGACAAAGUCUUGCAAGAAGAUGAGUCAGAAAUCAUAACAGAAGACGACGUUGGACCCAUGGUUAGCCACACGUAUGAGGUGCAUAACCAUGGACCAAGUAAGGUGGGCGUGACAGAAAUUGAAAUCAUGUGGCCACUGAAAACUUCAACAGGAGCGUACUUAUUGUACUUAACAGAGGUAACAACUAACAUGGGAGAUGUUUGUACUGUGUCCGGUGGAGUUAAUCCUAAGAAUUUAACCACGAUUGCAUCAUAUUCUGCAAAUAAUGCCGCUAACAGAAACACUAGGGAAGUUUCUUUGGAAGUGUCGGAACCGAUUGUGUCCCCUAGUGUCAUACCCAGUGUCAAUGCAAUAGGAGAUUGCUCUUCUGGAGGGUGUGUGAAUGUCACGUGUGUAGUCAAUACAAUUGUUGGAAGAACAAGUUUUAUCGUAACAUUAAAAUCUAGGUUGUGGGUGAAUACAUUGUUAAAGAAUGAUAUAAAAGAAACAUUCGCCAGAUCGUAUGGUUCAUCACGUGUAAUCAACAUGCCAUACCUAAUAUCACCGAAUGUUAAGAGACAAGAUUCAUUAGAAAUAACUACAUAUAUCAACCCAGCCAUUCCUACAGUAGAAGUUGGGACAGUCGAGAUCUGGAUAAUAAUUGUAUCUAUCAUAUGCGGUCUGUUGCUUCUGCUACUGCUUGCAGCUGUCCUUUAUAAAGUCGGCUUCUUUAAAAGGAAAACGAUACAAACAGAGGAAAGUAACGGAACAGCAGAAGCAGAUGGAGCUAAAAAUGGCGCUUUUGAUGAAUGAACUUCAUUCUAGUUGCCACAAUACCAGUUAUUUUGCGCAAGGUACUAGCAUUCUGUGGAGCCCAUGACAGAAAUAGAAAAAAAUCAAUUAAAAACACAUUUGUUGUACCGGGUGAAAAUGUCAGUAAUUUUUUCCUAUGGGUUCACUAUGCAGUAAAAAUACAACAAACAAAUUUAAAUAAGGGUGCCUAAUCGCUGUGGUUGAAAUUACUGUAGAUAGUACAUUUUGGCAAGAAAAUAGCAAUCAUUUAAAUAUGCUUUGAUGAGCUAAGAAUUGCAUACUUAGUGUGUUAUAAGUGUUAUAUUACUGUAUUUGCUCUUGAUUGAAAAUUUAAAAAAAAAUAUUGUUUUUCAAAUGGUUAGAUUAGAUAUUGUGGACCAAAAUCCAAAGUUGUAGUGAUAGAAUGUUGCAUUUUGUUAAUUAUGUACAGAAUUUUUUUUUUUUAUUGAGAAUCCAUCGAUUGUCUAAUUUGUAAUACAGUAUUAUUAGUGAUGAUGAUGAUGAUGAUGAUGAUGGUGGCGAUGAACUGAUGGUAAUAAUCAUGAUGACAGUAAUGACCAACAGGAUAAUUAACAUACACUACGGGUGGGGGGGGGGCAUCAUUAUUAUUAUUUCAUAGACUACACAGCAUUCUCUUCUACUGUGGAAAAGAGCACACAAAUAAAUUGCAUUUGUGUUGGUAGUUUAUGGGUGCUAUACAUGGAUUAACUGGAUUAACUGAUUUAUGCCAGUUAACUUUUAAAAGAACUUACCUAAAAAAUAAUGGAAUCGUCCCACCAGACAGCCGAUCUAUGCAUUAUGACAA
Messenger RNA from Anneissia japonica, 3555 nucleotides. RefSeq names its product integrin alpha-8-like. Gene Ontology annotation, biological process: cell-matrix adhesion; cell-cell adhesion; cell adhesion mediated by integrin. Lineage: Eukaryota; Metazoa; Echinodermata; Crinoidea; Comatulida; Comatulidae. The annotation marks the transcript as partial. Gene Ontology annotation, cellular component: external side of plasma membrane; integrin complex. The transcript is spliced from 27 exons. The record is from RefSeq and is a predicted model, not a curated record. Gene Ontology annotation, molecular function: integrin binding.